This is a messenger RNA of Sphaerodactylus townsendi, 901 nucleotides long. It is a transcript of the gene ANKRD16, whose product is annotated as ankyrin repeat domain 16. Lineage: Eukaryota; Metazoa; Chordata; Lepidosauria; Squamata; Sphaerodactylidae. The annotation marks the transcript as partial. Gene Ontology annotation, molecular function: protein binding. The record is from RefSeq and is a predicted model, not a curated record. The transcript is spliced from 5 exons.
GCCACAAAUGCAACGAUAGCAGCUGGCAAUGGCAGACAGCGAACCCCGAAAACUGCUUCCCAAGUUGGUUCAAGAUGGAGAACUUGCCCUUCUCAAGGAAGAGAUCAAAAGCAUCGGGGAUCUGAGCGGGGAGGUGAGGCGGAAGCAUUUUGGCCGAUCCGGGGACACGCUCCUCCACUACGCGGCGCGGCGCGGCCACCUGAGCAUUCUGCAGUAUUUAGCAGAGUCUUUGGAGAUGGACAUUGAACUGUUUAAUAAUGAUUACAAGCGGCCCCUCCACGAAGCAGCGUCCAUGGGCCACCGCAACUGCGUCUUGUAUCUUUUGGAGAGAGGAGCUGCCGUCGAUUGUUUGAAGAAAGCAGACUGGACUCCUCUGAUGAUGGCGUGCACGAGGAGGAACCUGGAUGUGAUUCGAGACCUCGUGCAGAACGGGGCAAACCCCCUGCUGAGAAACAAAGAUGGCUGGAAUUGUUUCCAUAUAGCCUGUCGGGAGGGAGAUCCUCAGGUCAUCCGGUACUUGCUCAACGUCUCUCCAGAUGUCUGGGACACAGAAAGCAAAAUCAAAAGGACGCCUCUGCACACAGCAGCUCUGCACGGCUGCCUGGAGGUCGUGACGGUCCUGCUGGAGCGGUGCUUGUACAAGCCUGACAGCGCGGACCAAUGUGGAGUCACCCCCUUCGUGGACGCAGUUCAAAACGGCCAUCUGGACAUCGCACGCCUGCUUCUGGAAAAGCACAGGGCUUGUUACACGGCUAGGGACAUGGUUGGGGCUCAGCCGCUACACCGGGCAGCAGUCACAGCCCAGGACAACGCCCUUCGGUUCCUUGUUUCCGACCUGGGUGUCGAUGUCAAUGAGAGAGCGACCUCCUUGAAGAUCACAGCUAUUCAUUAUGCUGCCAAG